Messenger RNA from Papaver somniferum (opium poppy), 831 nucleotides. RefSeq lists its product as uncharacterized. Lineage: Eukaryota; Viridiplantae; Streptophyta; Magnoliopsida; Ranunculales; Papaveraceae. The record is from RefSeq and is a predicted model, not a curated record. The transcript has 6 exons. Bases 1 to 831 code for a protein of 276 amino acids.
AUGGCGGACAAAGCAAGUAAAAGUCUGAUAAUAUAUGGUGAUGGAUGUGUUAAGCAAAUCUCAUCAUCACACAUUCAUCUUCAUCAUCUCGUUUCUCGAGGUUGCUCUGGAUUCUUAUCUCUCGCUCAGUCACCUAAUGCAGAAAGUGAGGAUGAGAGAGUGGUUAGAGAAUUGGCGCAACUAUUAGAUGCUUUUGAUUCCACAUUAUCAAAUUGUAGGUUUAUGGGGUUGAAAGCUGCUAUUGUAUCCACAAAUUCAAAUGUGAAGUCUUUUGGAAGAUAUCUUGGUUUCACUGUAUUAGAAUUUGACGACUUGACUAAGGACAAGCCUUCUUUUGAUGAACCACUAUCCUGUGAGUUGCUAAAAUUGCUAGGCUUUCAUGGAGGUGAGACAUUAGAAACAAGCGAGUUUGAUUUAGUGUUUCUGCAUCUUGGAUGCAAAUGUAUCAAUUCGUUGGUUGGUGGGAUAUUGCAAAUAGCACAACCUGGAUCAGAAAUCGGUUCCCGUUUACACUUAUCUGUAGUCAUGAGCUGUGGAGCUUCAGUAGAUGAUGAAGAUAGCAGUUUAUUACAGUUGAACUCACUAAAGGAAAACUCAAAUCUUUCCUUGCUUUUCCCUCGUCAAAGUUACACACACCAUGAAGGGAGCUGCAGGCACCAUUCUCCGAUGCUAAUCACACAAUGGCAGGAAGCUGUAACCCGGAAAGAUAUGGCUGAGAUAUUUUCUUUCCAAGAUAUCAAGGAGAAAGGAGGGAAUCUCGUCAUACCAGCGGAUCGGUUUCUGCAUGAGGUUGCAUUCAAGCUUUGGAAAGCCCCAAAAUAUGGAGCAUGA